AUGGCGACGAUUUUGGGAGUUGGUCGUCAGAUGGCUGUAGCCUGGUGCAGACAACUGAACGGAUGUCUGUCUGUACAUGAUGUGUAUGGUCAGGAACGUCAAGCAUCUACGGACGCCACUGAUGAUGAAGUUUUGUCAUACAUUUCGCACAUUGGAUGUGCCAUCUCAUUCGUAGCUUUGCUUAUAACUGUCUUGAUCUACACCAUGUUUAGUCGUCUGAGAAGGGACGAGCCGUCUCAGAUACUUUACAACAUGUGUUGGGGGCUACUAGCGUUUAAUCUAUGUUUCCUGUUGGGCCUUGCAAUAAAUGAUGACACGGAUGCUGUUUGGUGUAAGGUUUUGGCUGCAAGCAUGCACUAUUCGCUGCUAGCUGCAAUGUUCUGGAUGGCUGUGAAUGCCUAUUACAUGCACUUGUCGCUGAUCCGUGUUUUUAACACAUACAUCGACAAUUUUUAUCUCAAAUGCGCGCUCGCAGGAUGGGGAUCACCAUUUAUAUUUGUAGCUAUAACUUUAGCUAUAAACAAAACAGACAAUUACGGUCUGAUAUCUAGUCAUUUAUGUUGGAUUAAACAUCCUGCCAUAUACUACGGUUUGAUUGCGCCCGUGGCUUUUAUUAUAUUCGUCAAUUGCAUCGUAUUUCUAAAGAUUUUACGACUGAUAGCAAAGAUGUCUACAACAAACUCAAGGUAA
This is a messenger RNA of Physella acuta, 690 nucleotides long. Its product is annotated as adhesion G-protein coupled receptor G2-like. Gene Ontology annotation, cellular component: membrane. Gene Ontology annotation, molecular function: G protein-coupled receptor activity. The record is from RefSeq and is a predicted model, not a curated record. Lineage: Eukaryota; Metazoa; Mollusca; Gastropoda; Physidae. Gene Ontology annotation, biological process: cell surface receptor signaling pathway; G protein-coupled receptor signaling pathway.